CCUACCCCCUCUUCCCUCCCCUCCCCCCCGCUUCGAUCCGGUGUCUGAGCUCCUCUUUGGCUCCCGCCGUUCCCAUCGGAGCACCCCCCCCCCGGUUGUAGUGGGAGGCGGGGCUAUGGAGACGGAGUAUUACUGUGGGGAGCAGUCAGAAUUACAUAUGGAACACUUGGAAUAUGCUCCUGAGGAACUUAGUCUGAACCCUUUCCAAGGGGGCAAAAGAGAUGAUGGUGGAGCCACACCAGUACAGGAUGAGCGUGAUUCGGGAUCGGACAUGGAAGAUAACAGAAAUGAACAACACUCUGGAUCAGAGAAUGGCAGCAUAGGACAACAUUCAGAGAAUGAACCUAGUGAUGGGGAAGAUGACAGACAAACUCUAGAACAUCCCAUGACAGACUCGGAAAAUGAAGAUACACCGAGAGAGAAACAUAGUGAUUCAGAAAACGAGGAUGCCGUUAAUCAUAAUGGCAGUGAUUCAGAAAAUGAAGGGGUUGAUAGAGAGAAAGAUAGUGAUUCCGAUAUUGAAGACAAUCCUGUUCAACCUGCCAGUGACUCUGAGAAUGAGGAUGCUAUAAAUAAUCAGGCCAGUGAUUCUGAGACUGAGGAACCUCCGAAGGGCCAUGGCAGUGAAUCUGAAAAUGAGGAACCUCCAAAGCACAUGGGCAGUGAUUCCGAACAUGAGAGUUUGCAUAAAAGGCAUGAAAGUGAUUUAGAAAAUGAAGAACCCCAGAAACAUCCAACCAGUGACUCCGAAACUGAGGAGCACCCAAAAAGUCAUGACACUGAUUCAGAAAACGAGACAGUGAAAAAGCCUGUUGUCAGUGACUCUGAAAAUGAGGAGCAGAAGGUCCAGUCCAGUGACUCUGAAUCUGAAGAUCCCUCCAGAAAUAAAAAGAAAAUAGAGGUAGGUGACAGUGAUGGAGAAAAUAAGAAAGAAGAGGAACUGGUGAAUAAUGCUCAGCUUUCAGAUAGUGAUAUUGGAAAGAAACUUCAUGGCUUUGACAGUGAAGAAGAAGGAAGUCCCAAAAAACAGAAGAUAGACAGUGAUGAAGAAGAUGGAAAAGAGGAGGAGAAGUUGACCAAAAGGAAAGCUGUUGUGCUCUCUGAUAGUGAAGAUGAAGAAAGAACACCUGCCAAAAAGGGCCGCAUUAUCUCUGAUGGUGAUGAAUCAGAUAGUGAUGCUACAUCAGGGAAAUAUGAAAAGCAAAAGAAAUCUAUCGCUUCUGAUAGUGAGGAAGAUGAUGAUAAGGAUGACAGUGGAAAGAAAAAAGAAGAAGAAAAAGAUCUUUUUGGAAGUGACAGCGAGUCAGGAAAUGAGCAAGAAAACCUCAUAGCAGAUAUAUUUGGAGAAUCUGGAGAUGAGGAAGAAGAAGAAUUUACAGGAUUUAACCAAGAGGAUUUGGAAGAGGAGAAAGCAGAAAGAAAAGAAGUAGCAGAUGAGUCAGAUUCUGAUGACAAUAUCAAAAGAGGAAAACAUAUGGACUUCAUGUCAGAUUUUGAUAUGAUGUUACAACGGAAAAAGAGCAUGAGUGGCAAACGCCGGCGCAAUCGAGAUGGUGGGACAUUCAUUAGUGAUGCUGACGAUGUAGUCAGUGCCAUGAUUGUUAAGAUGACUGAAGCCGCAGAGGAGGACAGACAGUUGAACACACAGAAGAAACCAGCACUAAAGAAAUUAACUUUGCUCCCAACUGUAGUCAUGCAUCUUAAAAAGCAGGACUUGAAGGAAACUUUCAUUGACAGUGGUGUGAUGUCAGCCAUCAAAGAGUGGCUUUCUCCAUUACCAGAUCGGAGUCUUCCUGCCCUGAAAAUUCGAGAAGAGCUCUUGAAGAUUCUGCAAGAGUUACCUAGUGUGAGCCAGGAGACCUUAAAACACAGUGGGAUUGGAAGAGCAGUGAUGUAUCUCUACAAACACCCAAAGGAAUCACGGUCCAACAAGGAUAUGGCAGGAAAGCUAAUUAAUGAAUGGUCCCGGCCCAUUUUUGGUUUAACAUCAAACUAUAAGGGAAUGACUAGAGAAGAAAGAGAACAGAGAGAUCUGGAGCAGAUGCCUCAACGAAGGCGAUUAAGCAGCUCUGGUGGUCAGACACCCCGCAGGGACCUGGAGAAAGUAUUAACAGGAGAGGAAAAAGCUCUCAGACCUGGUGAUCCAGGAUUUUGUGCUCGUGCCAGAGUUCCAAUGCCCUCCAAUAAGGAUUAUGUAGUGAGGCCAAAAUGGAAUGUGGAAAUGGAGUCCUCUCGGUUCCAGGCAAGUUCGAAGAAAGGUGUCAGUCGCCUGGACAAACAGAUGCGGAAGUUCACAGACAUCAGGAAAAAAAGCAGAACAUCCCAUGCUGUAAAAAUCAGCAUUGAAGGCAAUAAAAUGCCAUUGUGACCUUCCCCAGAAUCACCUUUGAUGGUCUCCUGUAUAGACUCUCAGAAGAUGUCUACAUUUUUUAAAAAAAAAAAACUUUGGGGUUUUUAAGUGCAUCUUCAAAUUGUUGGUUCGACUGAUUGUAAUACAUGUAGAUUCAGGGUGAUAAACCCUGGGACAUUGUUCAUUAUGGUUUUAUUUAACCCUGACCUCGUUUCCUUUGUACAGACAAAACCUUGUAUUGCUGCAAAUCUCAUACAUUAAAAUCUGUUUCUGAGGUGGGGUUUGUGUGAUAUUUUGUGAAUUGAAUGUGUAUAUAGAAGUUUUACUAUUCUGAAGCCUCAAAGAAUACAAGAGCUUGCAUUCUUACAUUAUAUUUUGAUAAUUAAAGGUAAAGUGUGUUUGUUUACAUAUUGUAUAUAGAUUUCUGUUAACUAAUCAAAUACUAUGAUAAGCCAUUUGUUCUUUUAAAAUAUUUUUCCUUCGGAACUUUAGAACAAAUAUAUCACAUUUUUGAAGAGAAAGAAAGAACAUAUUAAACAUUUAAUAUGCUUAUGUCAUGGGGUUUAAGAAUCUUCUGAACCUUAUAAUAUAUUUUAUCUCUUCUGUAAAUGCAUUGUCAUUUAUUUUAAUGCUUAUCACAGAAGGAAUGCAUUUAAGCAACAGUAGUUGGAAGUAAUGAUAUUCCAUUUCCUACUAUAGAGUCAGCCAGAUGUUCAGACUGGAUUUUAUCCAUCAGAUUAUUUUCAACGACCUGGAAUGAUUGACAGCUAUUAAUACUUGAAGGGGUUAGAGAUAUUGUCACAGGAUGCAAGCUGUUCCAAACAAAGCUGCCUCUUGCAAUGGCCUGAUGCCGAUUAUUAAAAUAAUUCAUCUGGAGUCAUUAAUACGUUUAGGAGCACAAUAGGAAUACGUGGAUUCAUUGAAAUUCCUGCAAUCUGUUUUGCUGUCUGGUGCAUUAGGGUUAGGGUCACAGGGUCUCGAAUCUGUUCAGUUGUAAAAAUGCUCAAAAGCUUACUUAUUUUUGCUUACAUGCCAUGACUAAUUCUGAACCAAUCCUGGCUAUAUUUGGAAAUAUGAUUUGAAGAAUGUGAAACAUUCCUUUCUUGAAAUCUUUCCCCUCGCCAUUUGCUUAAACCAUGUAAAAGAUGAUGUUCUGUAGACCUGUUUUCCAUAUUGGGAGAGCUUUUUCUUGUAGUUCAGAUACAUGCAAAUAGAUCAGCUUGGGCUGAGUUCCCCAAGUAGAUAGUGUUAUGAGCUUGGGGCGUGGGAGGAGCAAGUGGCAAAAUCUGCCUGACAAUAAUGUCAUGCAAAUGGCAUGACUGGUGAGCAUCUGAUGCCAAAAUGCAAGUCUAAUGUCAUCAAGCACCUAUCAUUCUGGCCAUCCUUGUGGUUUGCUGUUGGCACUACGGUUCCAACCUCUUGCUGCAGGAUACAAUACUGACAUUCUUGCAACUAUGAGCCAUACAAAUGCGUAUCCUUAGGCAUACUGCUCCAAAAGUAAUAUGAUGAACCAUAUUUUAUUCAUUAAAUAAUUCAUUCAUUAAAUUCAAUUAAUGGAAUGAAAUCACAUUGUCUAAUCUUUUCUUUCACUUGGCUCUCUACCCACUUUAUGGAAUGCAAGUCACAGCACAUCAUUCAAGGAUAAUUCAAUUUUGUGCCUGAGACUCCCUCCACAUUCAGUAUGUUUCCAAAUACUAUUCAUCAGAGAAUGAGUGGGGAAGAACUAUAAUCACGGGCAUCGGGAGUGGGUGGAAGAAUAUCCCUUAUGUAUUUACAUUUUAUCUCUAUAGGACAGAUUUCAAGAGAUACAACUAUCAAUUAAA
This is a messenger RNA of Thamnophis elegans (Western terrestrial garter snake), 4173 nucleotides long. It is a transcript of the gene IWS1, whose product is annotated as interacts with SUPT6H, CTD assembly factor 1. The transcript is spliced from 15 exons. NCBI's taxonomy places the organism in Eukaryota, Metazoa, Chordata, Lepidosauria, Squamata, Natricidae. The record is from RefSeq and is a predicted model, not a curated record. Gene Ontology annotation, cellular component: nucleus. Bases 116 to 2368 code for a protein of 750 amino acids. Gene Ontology annotation, biological process: poly(A)+ mRNA export from nucleus.